AGUCAGUAUUCAGUAAUCACUAAUCAGUAUGUAUGUGCCUAGCCUAUAGAGAUAGAGGUUAUAAAUUGAAGAAUAAGUUACUGAAUUGUUUAAUUUUGCUGUUCGUUCUGAUUCAGGUGCUUUCUUGAAAGUUUAUUUUUUGUGCUCUCAAGUCUUUAGCGUAAAAUGGAUUUACUGGGAUCAAUUCUAAAUUCCAUGGAUAAACCACCUUCUGUCAGUGAGAAGCAAAAGUCUUUAAUGAAAAAGCAAAGAGAUGAAAUGCUGAAGAAACAGAAAGCUGAAAAAGAAAAAUUAAAGAAGUUUAGAGAAGAGAUGGAUAAGAAGAUAAAUGUGUUCCUUCAAGAUGAUAAAGAAACCCGUUUGCGGUUUACACCCAUGGACCAGGUUUAUCGUGGAAUCAUUCACGAUGUCGCUGAAGUUGCCGGUUUGAUGGCUCAGUCUUUUGGAGAGGAAGGAGUUGACCGAUACAUUAUUCUGUUUAAAAAAGAAUUCCCUCCCUCUGAAGAUGAAAUAACCACUCUUAGAAAUGGGGAGGAGUGGAACGAAGAAAAGGCCAAAGAAAUAGUUAUGAAGCGUGAACUAGAAAAUAAACUCAAAGCUGAAGAGGCAUCAAGGAAGCCAGAAAAGUUUGUUCCUAACUCAAAUUACAAGGAAAAGUACCAACAUCUCAUAGGACUAGAUGCUGCAUUGGAGGCUGCAAAGAAAACAGAAACAAACAAGCAAUAUGGAUUUGUUCCUAGUGAAAAUAAAAAGGACCAGAGGUCAAUAGAACAAACUCUAGCGGACUUGCAAGCAAAAAAGCGAAUGAAGUUAAGCCACCAGACAGAAACUACUUCAUCCUCACAAUGACAAAUAGGUUGUAUAAAUCUUUUGACUGAAUGUAUUUAUUUGUGAACAAAUUAAACUUAAUUUUAUUGUUAUUA
Macrosteles quadrilineatus (aster leafhopper) is the source of this 923-nucleotide messenger RNA. Its product is annotated as sperm-associated antigen 7. Gene Ontology annotation, molecular function: nucleic acid binding. NCBI's taxonomy places the organism in Eukaryota, Metazoa, Arthropoda, Insecta, Hemiptera, Cicadellidae. The coding region runs from base 166 to 849 and encodes 227 amino acids. The transcript is spliced from 6 exons. The record is from RefSeq and is a predicted model, not a curated record.